UGGCUCUGAACUACCAGACAGAGGGCCGGAUGAUGCAGCUGAACAGAGCCAAGUUCAUGGUGAACGGUGGCAGUGGCUACGUCCUCAAACCUCCACCCAUGUGUAAAGGCUCGUUCAAUCCAUUCUGUGACGACCCCCUCCCUGCCUACCCCAGGAAACAGCUGGUACUGAAGAUCAUCAGCGGACAGCAGCUUCCCAAACCACCAGACUCUAUGCUGGGGGACCGAGGAGAGAUCAUUGACCCGUUUGUAGAGGUGGAGAUCAUCGGCCUGCCAGUAGACUGCUGCAAGGAGCAGACUCGAGUAGUGGACGACAACGGUUUUAACCCCGUGUGGGAGGAGAACCUGUCCUUUACCCUCCACAUGGCGGAGGUGGCCCUGGUGCGUUUCCUCGUCUGGGACCACGACCCCAUCGGACGGGACUUUGUGGGCCAGAGGACUGUAGCCUUCAGCAGCCUGAUGCCAGGUUAUAGACAUGUGUACUUGGAGGGUUUGACUGAGGCGUCAAUCUUUAUCCACGUAUCAGUUCAUGACAUCUAUGGGAAGUGGAGUCCACUAGUCCUGAACCCCAGCUUUACCAUAAUGCACUUUCUAGGAGCCAACAAGGGUCGUCAGCUGCGAGGCAUCAGAGGCUUGUUCAACAAGCCCUCUAAAUCGUCAGUAGACACCAGCUGUGGUCCGGCCUUCAGGAAACGCUCCAUCAGUGACCACCUCCUCCGACGCACCGCCAGCGCCCCCACCAAGGGACGCAAGAAAACCAAGAUGAAGCUCGCUGAGUCCUCCACCUCCAUAUCGGACCGCAAGGCCUCCAUAUCAGACGGCAAGGACAGAGUGGGGGCCAGGGCAGGGGCUGGGGGGGAGGGGUCCCGGGACAGGGAAAUGGACAGGGAGGGGGUUAUGGUGGAGAGGCGCCCAACAGCCCGCGACAACCUCACCCACAGGCCCAUCUCCAUGCCCCUGGAGAGACUUCUGCAGGCACAGCUCUCCCUCUGCUCCCCCAAUCAGGAGCAGACUGACCUGGGGGCAGACACUCUCCUCGGAACGUCCCCUUUUAACCAGCCCAGGUCCCACUCUGUGGAACUCCUCAUCGAAUCAUCCGCCUCCCUUGAACACAGAGUGUCCACCCCUUCCACCAAUCACAACAACGCACAGGAUAGGACCACAGAGCCUGACCAAUCAGAUGAGACCUCCUACCUGGUCAUUGGCCGAGGAGGAGGAAGUGUAGAUGGUGACUCCAAAGACCAAUCACAGGACAGAGUCAACCCACCCAGCAAAGCUGAGGACGUUUCUUCUCGCCAAAGGAUGUUGUGUCACCUGAGCAGCUCAACAGAGACAGAGAGCAACUGUUUACACGUACCUACUGAGAGCAGACCAGAGACAACAUUACUUAGUACAACAAACAUGCCAGCACCUUCCUCCUCCUCUUCAUCCUCUUCCGUCUCCUCUGUCCCCUCUUCCUCUGUGCCCCCCCUCUCCCCACUGAACGUGGACCGGUGCGAUCUGCAGAGCCCCGUCUCCCUACAGGACAGCAUCAUCUCACGACUCAUUGACGCUGUAUCCCUCGACAACGACACCACCUGCGGGUCUAUCUCCGCUCUGAUUGGCCAGUUUGACCUCACCGCCGACCAGAAUGACCUCACAACGAACUCUGACCCCCACACCCUCAGUGUCAUGUCUUGUCUAUCCUACCCCGCUAUCCAGGACUCCAGCACACCCUAUAAGGUCACCGUAUACUCUACCACCCCAUAUAAAGACUUCCCCCGCAAGGCAAUGAACGGACCUAUCACUCCUCCAAAGGCAAGCCAGACCCAUAACCACGCGAACCAGAACCUACUCUCACCCCACCCCAAGACCUCCCACGCCCCCCUUCUCUUCUCUAGUCCUGAGACCACGGAGCUGGAGGAGGUCUAUACCAUCCUGGAUGAGGAGGUCUUGUCUCCAGUCUCUGUCUACAACCUGAGGGAGCAGACCAUCGGCAACAUCCAGGCUGACUCUGAGGAGAGCACACUCAUGGGCAGCCUGGAGACUUCCCCAGCCAAAGUGCCUCCUCUCCUGGGGGAGGUGGAGGAGACAGGAGAGGGCUACGGGGGUGAGUGUGAUCCUACUGGGCUGGGGUCAGUGGGAGAGUUGGGGUUGUCGUGGGAUUACGGGUGCCCGUCCAUCAAUAGCACGGUGUCUGACCAUUUCCUGUUGUGCCAUGACACGGAAGGAAGUAGUCUGAUGGAGGUGGAGAUUAACGUGGACGAGGAUCCACUGGAGAUGACCCUGACAUUACCGAGACACAACCAUACCUGGGUCGCUACCAGCCCAAACAAACAUAACGCUGCUCCCCAAAGCCAGUUUACCCAACUACACCCCUCUCUCCGGUAUGAACCCCAACUCCAGCUCUCCCAGUGUCCUUCACCCCUCAAACAGCCCUCACACCAGCCCUCCCCUCUCCACACCCAAUCAAUAACCCCUCAAACUCAGCCCUCCCCCUUCAAAAGCCCCCCCAACCCCAGCCCCCUCCUCCUGAACAGCCACCCCUCCACCCACAGCAGGGCUGAGCUCUCCUUUGAGAACAGCAGACACAUUACCAGAGCCUACACCCAGCAGCACAGCUACAGUUGUCCCACCCAGCCCCAGACUAGGGGCUACCAGGGUGGGACAGCGGAAGGACAGGGUCAGGGUGAAGCCUCAACCUACUUCCAGAAUGGGUUCUCCUCCUCAGAGUGUCUGUCUGGUGUGUCUGGUCCAAGGUCUGUUAGCCUCCCCAGAGACAGAGGCCUGGACUCCCCCAGCUCAGACUGUAGUGUGGACUACAGCCAGCGAGACUACGACUGCUUCAGACCCUCCACUGCCUCGGCCUCCCACUACACCCAGCUCCAGCCCUUUCCCCAGGCCCAACCCCAGCCCCAAUCAGACACUCAGACCCAGCCCCAGCCACAACCCCAGCUCCAACCCCGAUCUGGUCCCCCAUCACUGCCCCUUUUGGAUUCCACCCUUGUCCCUCCUCUAUCUAUCCCCAGACCACCCACAGCCCCGAACCCCUGCAAGUCCAAGUCUCUGGGUGACCUGACAUCAGAGGACAUCUCCUGCAACUUCCACAGCAAAUACAACACCAUCAGCCGCAGCUUCAUCACCCCCUGUAUGAGGGAGCGGAGGAGGAUGAGGGGCCUGGGGAGUCUGUCCCAACGGCUGCAGUCUGCAGACCCCCUCACUGAGCAGCUCCGCAAACUAGUCACCCUGGAGGGGGAUGACAGAGACCGGGACAGACCCCAGUCUCCCCAGCUGCCCCAGUUACCUCAGUUACAGAUACCCUCCAAACCCUUCAUACCCCCAUCACGCCCCUACCCCCCCUCAAACUUUGUCCCUGACACCCAGGAGGACUCCCCCCCCCUCCUCUCACGCCGCCUAUCCUCUCGUAGCCAGAGCCGUGUGCGUCACAUCAACAACCGCGCUCGAGAGAGGCAGCAGGAAGCUCUAAAGCCCCGGGAUGUGAGCGCCCCCUCCAGCAUGGGAGGGGUAGUGCUGCGUACUAAAGCAGCAGCAGGUCAGAACCCCCCAGCUAACAGACACUCCACAGGCUCCUACAUAGCGGGCUACCUGGACCAGCUGGAGGAUAGGGGGCUGCCUGAAGGGGCAUGCACCACACUGGGUUACGGAUAUGGAGAUCACUGCGGUGUUCAUUAUCAUGAUGACUCUCUGCUGCCCACAGACUCCUGUUUACAAUCAGAACCGGAGGUCUACUUCCUGCUCAGACUCUGAACUCACUUCCUGGUUAUCACCUACAUAGAAUGAUGUAAAUGUACUUCCAAAACACAGCAAAUCAGCUUCCUGCUUACGACCGAGAAAAAAAAAAUAUAUAUCCUGGUUGGGCUGUCCAAUAAUACUUCCAGAUAUAAAAUCAACUACCUGAUUUGGUCUGACAGUCUUGUCUGUAAAUGUAAAUAUGUUUUUUGAUCUUCUUUUAAGUCCAUGUCCUGAACAGAAUGUUCUAUAAAUGUAGUUUGGAACAGACCGUAAAACUACUUCCUACUUUGAUUGUACCCGUUUCCUGUCCUGUCUGUUCCUGUAAUUCUACUUCCUGUUCAAGCUAACGCCAUCUACUAUAAAGAAGAAAAUAAGGAAACUUUCCAAAUGUGUUUUACUCUGAAGGGAAGUGUUGUCUUGGUCUUUGUACAUUUUAAAUGUGUAUUAGUAUUAUCAGAGGCCCACAGACAUCAGUUCAACGUCUGUUCCACAUUAGUUCAACGUCAUUUCGUUGAAAUUACGUGGAGACAACGUUGAUUCAACCAGUGGGGGGCCACUUUUAAGGGAUGGGAUCUGUUUCAUCAGAGACCUUCCUCAAGUGUUCCUUCUCCUCUGACUGUCCUCUGUGUCUUGGUGUUGUUGGUGCAUAUUCUACUGUACAUUCGUUUUUAAUUGAAGGUGUUGUCAUUUAGUUGAGCUGUUUUCUGCAUGUUAAAUGUCCAGCAUGACUAUGCAUCGAUCUGUAGACAUCACAGUGCACUACUACCUUUGCACAGAAUAGGUCAUAGUGGGUUUGGAUGCAAUACUUUGACUUCUUGCUUGUUCGGACUUCUCGCUUUCUAAGAUUUUAAACACUAUCACAUAUUUUAAACUUUUAGAGUUUAAAUGCUUUUAUUUUGAUGAUUACUUUAAUACAGACUGCAAAAACAGGGGGGGGGGGGGGAUUGGGGCUGGUUAUUACAAUUUUUUUAAAGAGAAAUUGGGAGAAGAACAGAAACACAGACUGGAAUAGAUAGAUAAGGGUUUUCAACCAGACCAAGUUUUUAUUUUCAGAGUUAAACCCGUCCUCUUUUUCUUGCAUUUUACUGAUGUAAUAAAAUUGUGUAACAUUUGA
Molecule: messenger RNA, 4845 nt
Organism: Coregonus clupeaformis (lake whitefish)
Lineage: Eukaryota; Metazoa; Chordata; Actinopteri; Salmoniformes; Salmonidae
Product: 1-phosphatidylinositol 4,5-bisphosphate phosphodiesterase eta-1-like
Exons: 8
Biological process (GO): phosphatidylinositol-mediated signaling; lipid metabolic process
Molecular function (GO): phosphatidylinositol-4,5-bisphosphate phospholipase C activity
Source: RefSeq, a predicted model, not a curated record